GUCGUACGUGGAUAUGUUGGAUGCUGAAGAAGAAGAGUUGUUGUGUUUAUUAUUGCUGAAUAAAAGAUCACGCAGGAGAAAGUGCAGUGUCCGUACUUUACAUUUAAGUAGGCACAGAGAUGGCGAAUACAAUACUCUUGUGAGACCAAUGCGUGCACUGGACGAGGAAAUGCACUUCAGGUAUUUCAGGAUGUCUGUACAGCGGUUCGACGAUUUGUUGCAUCGUAUCAAGCCAUAUGUGGAACAUAGAAGAACCCACAUGAGCCCAGUAAGUCUGCAGGAAAGAUUGGCUGUAACACUUCGUAUUCUUGCAUCUGGUAGCAAUCAGAAAUGUGUUGCCUCCAGUUAUAAGUUGGGAUCGACCACAGUUUCACUUAUUGUGAGUGAGGUUUGCAAAGCUAUCUGGCUCGCUUUGAAAGACGAUUUUGUAUCCCCACCAAAAGACAAUCAGUGGCAUGAUAUCAGGCAGGACUUUUGGAGAGUGUGGAACUUUCCCAACUGCUUGGGGAGUGUGGAUGGGAAACACAUCCUAAUUAAGGCACCACCAAACGCUGGAAGCGACUAUUAUAACUAUAAAGGAAGUCAUUCCAUUGUUCUCAUGGCAGCUUGUGAUGCAAAGUAUCGUUUCACCAUGGUGGACAUUGGCUCAUAUGGACGUGAAAGUGAUGGUGGGAUUUUCAAGGACAGUAUUUUUGGAUCCAGGCUUCUUCAGAACACCCUUGAUCUGCCACAGCACGAAAAUCUGCCCUGCACCAACGUCAAGCUGCCACAUGUGUUCCUGGGAGAUGCUGCAUUUCCUCUUCAUGUGAACUUAAUGCGUCCAUAUCCUGGUGUUAACUUGGAUGAUGCUCGAAAAGUGUACAACUAUAGGCACUCACGGGCCAGACGUGUGAUUGAAAACACUUUUGGAAUCCUUGCUGCACGCUGGAGGAUUUUGGGUCGUCCAAUGGAGUUCUACCCAGAGAAAGUGGUCGACGUUGUGAAGGCAUGUGUGGCUCUACACAACAUGUUAACACUCACGGAUGCUGCCACAUCUGCUGCAUCCAGGUACAUUCCUCCACAAUUUGCUGAUGGGACCACAGCAUCAGGAGAACACAUGCCAGGAGAAUGGAGAACAAUUGUGUCAGGAGACUGCAGCAUGGUUGACGCAGGAAGACUAUCAAGUGCACGAGCAUCACGUGCUGCAAUAGCUGUGAGAAAUGACUUGAUGUCAUUUUUUCUUACGCAACAGGGACUUGUACCUUGGCAGGACGCUGUUAUCAAAAAGGGCUGUUUGCAAUAAUGCACAGUAUUGAGUGCAAGUAAUUGAACAUUUAGGUUUUUGUGUUGUGCAAUUGCUUUUUUCUUAAAUGUUUAUUGUUUUAGUAUACAUUUCUUUUUAACAACAUUUGUAAUAAAUACAUUUUUAUCAACAUGACAACUUGGUCUGUGUCUUUAUUAUUGUUUUCUAAAAAUAUAAAAAAGUCACACAUUAAAAUCCAUCACUACUUACUCACAAAUGUAAAAGUCAUCUUUGGUUAAAAACAUCUUGCACUAACAUUACAUAUAUAUCAGUGGCAUUGUUUUUGUCUUAACAUAUACCCCAGUAUUGUUUUUGUAAUGUAUGUUUGUUAAAACUACGUAAAACUCCUAAUAUAACUAAGGCCUCAUACUGAAUUAAAGUAUAUUAUGUUUUUUAAAUGUUACCUUUAUCUUUUGAAACAAAAGAACAGGCUAAUCACUGUCUGUCACAUUUGUAGUCGUCCUGUUUAUUCAAGAUGAUAUAUUCUAC
Messenger RNA from Misgurnus anguillicaudatus (oriental weatherfish), 1771 nucleotides. NCBI's taxonomy places the organism in Eukaryota, Metazoa, Chordata, Actinopteri, Cypriniformes, Cobitidae. The record is from RefSeq and is a predicted model, not a curated record.